GCAUACACACUCAUCCCAAGCAUAUCAAGGAGGCUUUCUAGAACGCAGGACCAUUUUGUUCUCUCUUCCAGCCCCUCAAGCCAAAAUAGCAAUGAACAAAGAAUUGCUUAUUGGAGGUAAAAGCUGUGCGAGCUAUGGAAGUAACCACCUUCUCCCUGCAAGGACUGCGGAAGGUGCACCUGACCAAUAUUCUGCCUACGAAGGAGCCUCUGCACCCCCUUUUGAGCUAAUGGAGAAUGGAAUGAAAAAUACUGGAGACAAAUCUGGCCAAGCUAAUCAGUUGGCCCUUCAGGAGCAUGAAGAAUUUAGUCCAUGCCAGACAGAGCUGAACACCGUCUAUGUUUCUGAGCAGGACAUUAAAGAAGCUCUCCUGCAGUAUGUAUCCAGCAAGUGUUUCUAUAGGACUGCUCCUGCAAAGCAUAUGAAAGUCCAGAACCUCAUCCCUCUCAACACAUACAGGUAUCAUCUAGAGACCUUUACUGAACAUCGAGAAACGCACCGGGCCAGUGAGCUUUACAAAGGUGGAUUUGUAGACUCUUGUGCUGUUGCGCCCCCUCCUGCCCUUUGGGAAAUAGAAGUGGAUCCUCCUCCAUUGUUCACAGACUGUGAAAUGCAUAUCCCAGUACCUCAUACAUAUUCAGUGGAGCACUGUCCAAACUGCAAAGGACGUGGCAGAACUGAAUGCACAUCGUGCAAUGGAACUGGCAAGAAAACAUGUUCUGCUUGCAAUGGAAGUGGGACUACCGAUCAGGCAGACUUCAAUAUCUGUUCAUUUUGUGGAGGUUCAGGAACGGUUUGUUGUUUUAUGUGUGGAGGCAAUGGAUGGCUGAAAUGUUAUCGUUGCAGUGGGAGUGGCAUCUUGCUGUUUCAUACUGAACUAACAAUAACUUGGAAGAACAACAGAACAGAGCAUGUAGUAGACAAAAACUCAGGUUUUCCAGUUUACCGUUUGCAGGAAGUGACGGGGAAAGGAAUAUUUACUGACGAGCACUCUUUGGUAUAUCCCAUUGUUAAUUUCCCCGAGUCAUCUAUUAAUGAGGGUUCACGGGCGUGCAUUGAACAACACAAAAUGCAAUUUGCAUUGGAAAGUCGCAUCUUAAGGCAGAAACAAACCGUUGAGUUGGUGCCUGUGUCGAAGGUAGAAUAUGAAUGGAAAGGGAAGCUCCAUUCCUUCUAUGUGUUUGGCAAUGAGAAGAAGGUAUAUGCCAAAGACUAUCCAGGAGAGUGCUGCUGCACAAUCAUAUGAUACAAGGAGAGUGUUCAGCCCACCUGCUCUCAGUUGUUUGCUCUUUGCUGUCACUUGCAGGAAUUUACUAUUAUCAAAGACUUUAGAACUCUCAAGAUGACAUGCAUGGCUUCAUUCCUAGAAAUAUGUAGAUGUGGGCUGUUCUCUCUCACUGAUGCCAUUCCUGCAGAUCAUAGACAUUAGCAGUAUUUUUGAGUUGGGAAGAUGAAGGAACAAGCACAUAUGUUGCUGUACAGGAAAACAAAUCCUGAAGCAAUUGUAUUAUUAAGACCAAAUUGAGUAUCAGAGAGCAGUAAGCGAGAUUUUGAAUUCUCCAGAACUCUUCAUCAGGUGGUAUAUUCAGUACAGCAAUAGAGACAGAUUGGGAAAGAGCUGACUUGGAUGGCCCAGGCUAGCCUGGUCUUGUCAGAUCUCAGAAGCUCAGCAAGGUUUUUCUGGUUAGUAGCUGGAUGGGAGACCACCAAGGAAUACC
Messenger RNA from Sphaerodactylus townsendi, 1718 nucleotides. RefSeq names its product protein SSUH2 homolog. The record is from RefSeq and is a predicted model, not a curated record. The transcript has 13 exons. Lineage: Eukaryota; Metazoa; Chordata; Lepidosauria; Squamata; Sphaerodactylidae. Bases 92 to 1246 code for a protein of 384 amino acids.